ACUUCUUCUUGGGCACUUUGUCUUAGUCAGGGCCUAGAGUGGGGAAGUAUGUAGUGGUAAUACAAUGCUCUUAAUUCAACCCAGCACAACCCUCCCACAUACCCACCUGUUAUGGACAAGCACAACAAGCAGAGGCAAAGUGUAAACUCCCCAGAGGAAGACCUUAGGCUGGGUGCAGUCUGCUGUGACACUGGCAGUCGGGGUCCUGGAGUCAGUUGGCAAAGAAAGCUUUAGAUUUCCAACAGUUCUGAACACACCUGUGAAAUUGUGGGAGCUGCAUUUCUAGGGAUGCUACAGUUCUGAGGUCCUGACCUAAAACUAACUGCCAAGGUAACUCACAAAUGGGCAAUUUCUUAUGAAACGAACUCACAGCACUGAAGACCUGGCAGCUAAGGUGCUGGGGAGGACUGGGGCACUAUAGGUUUGCAGAACAUGUUGUAGCCCACAUGUAAGACUGCUCUUUACUGUGCAUGUUUCCAGACUAGGUGAAUAUGGCGUGCUUCAAGUAAAGUAAAAGCAGGAUGGAAGUAACAAAACUGCAGGACUAUUCAGAGGACCUGUGCAGCCCUUUAGUGCUGGAAUUUCUGAUCAGAUGCCACAAAGAGCUUAAUUACCUGGGAUUAUCCAUCCCUUUUUCCUAGAUAUGUUGGACAAUGGCCGCUGCAGAAAGUGUCCUAUAAGCUCCGCUCUGCAUGCAAAGGUUCAUUUAUACAUUCAUUUGCAAAUUUGUAAAUAUUUUUCCAUCUUGCUGGAAUGUAAUAUUUCUGCUCGGUGUAAAAUGCAACCAGAGGCUUAUACUCCAAAAUGGAAGAUGCACUAAAACUAAAAUCACCUAUUUUCCCACCUUUAACACUGUCACAGUAGGUAGUGUGUCAGCAGGGGAACUGAAAUAAAAUUUAUGGGGGUACAUAAGUUUGGAAUGGAAUAGAAGUAUACCUCUCGAUGUGAAUUUGGCAUAGCUAGUUUCUGAGCCCUCAUGCCCAAGAAACUUCUACCAAUUAAUGUAGAUGCUUACUUGAUAGCAUAACUCCAUCAAUUUUGGUUAAAAAAAUUUUUGGCUCAUUAUUUACGCUGGACAACAGAUGAAAAGCCUGUACUGAUAAUGUAACAGGAAAUGUUUAAUUUCUCAUUAGCCUCAAGGGCAUAGUCAGUAUUGUGAAUCCUUUUCCUAAGCCAUUCCUCCCUCUCUAGGGAGUCAGAGACCGAACCAUUUGCCUGUGGUGCAGUUCAGUGUAGUUAGGAUACCCUGGCCUCAGCAAAUGCUUUAUCCCAAAGCCUGUCAGGAAUGUAGAAAAUGCAAACAGACCUCUGUCCAACACUUUUUUCCUGUUGACAAGAUUCAUCAGUUCCUACACGAAGGAAGUGCAGCCUGAACUUCCUAUUGCGGUAUCUUAGUGCCUGUGAUUAAAGCUUCCCAUCUACUUAAUCCUCCAAGUAUUACAGCUCAAGAUUUCCAUGUCACUUCAGCAAGAUGAGCACAAUUUCCUGGCGUUACUGUAUUAAAAUUGAAGCCAGUGGUGAUGUUUUUGCAUUGCAUCUGUUUAAAGGAGCACUCCAAGAUGAUGUUUUGGCUUGUUCUUAAAAUAACCUUCGUAAGCACAUAACAGCAAUAUUUCAUAGAUACAACUGUGGGCUGCUGCCUUUAUGAAGGUUGCAGAUACUUUAAACUCCAUUUUAUAAGUGGAGAAAGAGGGCCGGUGGCCAGUAAAAUCUACUUAGUGUAGCUAAUGAAAACAAUGAGAUUUCUAGUCAUGAGUUUCUGACACUGUCAUGUGCUUAGUUCACAGGUGUACAUUGCAUCAUUCCCCUAACUUGAUGCUACUGAUUCCUGUUAGCGAUCCACAUGUGCCUGUAGUCAUCAUGGUCCACCUCAGUUCUGCCUUUUGUAGGUCCAGAUUUCUAAUAUGUUGCUGAUGUAACAGAGUCCUCCUAACUCCACCCCACCUAUUUUGUUAGGAUCUCUGCAGCAGGGUAAGAUGUGGAUUUCCUCCUGUAAAGGUUGCUGCCAUGGGAGAGGACAAAUGCUAUUUUUCUUGCACCUGUUGCAUUGAUAACUGAAAAGAAGGGAAUGUCCUCUUUGUGUAUAUAUAUGCACCCUUCAGAAGGUGAAAAAUCCCUCUGCCUGGUGCAAGGCUGCAGCGUCUUGUCAAGAAGCACGCCUAGUAAAACACUAAAUUUUUAUCACAGUCUGUGGCACCAUGGGUGAGGCAAUUCACUCAGACACUUGGGGUGAGAAUGGUGAUGGCUCUGAACCCAUAAAUGGACACACUGCACAGACUGAGGGGCUACUGAUCACUGGCUUUCCUGCACCAAAGCUGGGAAUGUGUUGGAGAACCUGGGAGACAACACGUCAGCUGUCCUGCGUGUACACGUGCCAUAGUCCUCCUAGUCACAGCAUUGCAGAGUAAAUUGAAAAACAGCUUAUUUUUAACUGUGUGAAAUACUUAAACCCAGUCAAGAGGCAAGCUUAAUAUCACUUCAGGAGCAGCAGUAUGGGAUGGCAGCUCAGAGGCAGCGCGCCCUGGCCAUCAUGUGUCGUGUGUAUGUGGGCUCCAUAUACUAUGAACUGGGAGAAGAUACCAUUCGCCAGGCCUUUGCCCCAUUUGGACCUAUAAAAAGCAUUGAUAUGUCCUGGGACUCUGUUACGAUGAAGCACAAGGGUUUUGCUUUUGUGGAAUAUGAGGUACCUGAAGCCGCUCAGCUGGCCUUGGAGCAGAUGAAUUCUGUCAUGCUGGGGGGAAGAAAUAUAAAGGUUGGGAGACCUAGUAAUAUAGGUCAGGCACAACCGAUUAUAGACCAGCUAGCAGAAGAGGCACGGGCUUUCAACCGGAUCUAUGUGGCAUCUGUUCAUCAGGACCUUUCAGAUGAUGACAUCAAGAGUGUGUUUGAGGCCUUUGGGAAGAUUAAAUCCUGCACGCUAGCCAGGGAUCCCACGACAGGAAAACACAAAGGCUACGGUUUCAUUGAAUAUGAGAAAGCACAGUCUUCUCAAGAUGCUGUUUCCUCUAUGAACCUCUUUGACCUUGGGGGUCAAUAUCUCCGUGUUGGUAAAGCAGUGACUCCUCCAAUGCCUCUGCUGACACCUGCUACGCCAGGAGGAUUACCUCCAGCAGCAGCUGUUGCUGCAGCAGCUGCUACAGCAAAGAUCACAGCACAGGAAGCAGUUGCAGGAGCUGCAGUUCUUGGCACUUUGGCAACCCCUGGGCUGGUAUCUCCAGCACUGACUCUGGCCCAGCCGUUAGGGGCGUUGCCGCAGGCUGUAAUGGCAGCACAAGCACCCGGAGUCAUUACAGGUGUAACCCCUGCCCGACCUCCCAUUCCUGUCACUAUUCCACAAGUGGGAGUUGUCAAUCCUAUCCUUGCUAGUCCACCAGCAUUGGGCCUGAUGGAGGUCAAAAAGGAGAAGGAAGAGGAGGAGGUAUUCCAGGAGUCAGAGAGGCCGGAGAUGCUGAGUGAACAGGAACAUAUGAGCAUAUCUGGCAGCAGUGCCCGUCAUAUGGUCAUGCAGAAAUUGCUUCGUAAACAGGAGUCUACUGUGAUGGUGCUUCGCAACAUGGUGGAUCCAAAGGACAUUGAUGAUGACCUAGAGGGAGAAGUGACAGAAGAAUGUGGCAAAUUUGGGGCUGUAAACAGGGUCAUCAUCUACCAGGAGAAGCAAGGAGAAGAGGAGGAUGCUGAGAUCAUUGUCAAGAUCUUUGUGGAGUUCUCCAUGGCCUCAGAGACUCACAAAGCCAUUCAGGCUCUGAAUGGGCGCUGGUUUGCAGGAAGGAAGGUGGUAGCAGAGGUGUAUGACCAGGAGAGAUUUGAUAACAGUGACCUGUCAGCAUGAACUCUACUUGAAAGACUUCACCCCUGCCCCCUCUGCCUGUCUGGGGUUUUUUUAGCCAUGUGUAAAGAACGCUCCAGGGUGGGCACAGAUCUCUGUGAUGUACUUGUAGUUUGGAUAAAAGCGCAAAGAAA
This is a messenger RNA of Grus americana (Whooping crane), 3960 nucleotides long. It is a transcript of the gene PUF60, whose product is annotated as poly(U) binding splicing factor 60. The transcript has 8 exons. Gene Ontology annotation, biological process: mRNA splice site recognition; alternative mRNA splicing, via spliceosome; regulation of alternative mRNA splicing, via spliceosome. Lineage: Eukaryota; Metazoa; Chordata; Aves; Gruiformes; Gruidae. Gene Ontology annotation, molecular function: RNA binding. Bases 2498 to 3829 code for a protein of 443 amino acids. The record is from RefSeq and is a predicted model, not a curated record. Gene Ontology annotation, cellular component: catalytic step 2 spliceosome; precatalytic spliceosome.